Asterias rubens (European starfish) is the source of this 1919-nucleotide messenger RNA. Its product is annotated as centrosomal protein of 72 kDa-like. The record is from RefSeq and is a predicted model, not a curated record. Bases 35 to 1885 code for a protein of 616 amino acids. The transcript has 14 exons. Lineage: Eukaryota; Metazoa; Echinodermata; Asteroidea; Forcipulatida; Asteriidae. Gene Ontology annotation, molecular function: protein binding.
UUUAAGAUUUUGAUUCAUUUUCUUCGUUUGAAAAAUGGCGCUCACGAUAAACGAAAAAUGGAUACGAGAAAGAGUGCAUUUAAACCCCGAGAGCCUCGAUGAAGUUCGAUCUCUGGCCUUACCAGGAACUUACCAUGAGAAGAUCACGCAUCUCGGCAGCUCCUUGCAGAAUUUCUCUCGUCUGAAGCACUUGGACCUCUCAAGGAAUGCCCUGCAGAGUCUUGAUGGUCUUCAACAUCUGCUGGUCCUGGAGAAACUCAACAUUUACUACAACAACAUAGCAACGCUGACGGACCUGUACCAGCUGCGUCACAACACCAACCUACAAGAGGUGGACCUCCGCCUGAAUCCAGUCACUAAGAAUGAACCCGAUUACCGACUGUUCAUGGUCCACAUGCUGCCCAGUCUACGCAAGCUGGAUGAUCGUUCAGUUCGUGAGAGCGAGAGAAAGGCGGCCCUGAUGCACUUCAACACCGAUCAGGCCACCGACCUCACAGAGCACUUACCCAUGAAGGGACAUGCAGAGACAGAGAGGGUGACAAACCGAAGAGUAGAGAUGGUGUCAAACCUACCCAGGAAGCCAACAGUUCUUGAUGAAGAUGAUUGUGACGUCUUGGAUAUGAUUGCAAGAUCGGGAGGUGACCUUGGAAGACCAAGAGAAAUAACAGGCUCCACAGCAACUGUUUCCAAGGUGACUGCUCACUCCCAUCAAGAUGAGCAAAGACAAACCUUGGUGGGUUCUUCAGAGCCUGCAAGCACCAAAUACCCCCUAUCGCCACCCCAGGCAGAGGGCAGGUCAUGGAGGGGUAACACCUGGGCAGCAGAGGAGGGGUCCACCCAGAGAGGGGACAAGGGGCAGGGUACAGUGGAAUCAGUGUGUGCUAUAAUCAAACCGACACCUGAACCCAAAGGUUCCCCGACCCAACUUACAGGGAGCCAGCCUCCGACCCAUAAGGAGAGAGCGAGGGUGCAGUUCAGCGAUGAGGCCCUCGGCCCAUCGGCGACGGCGCAAGAGAACAGAGACGCUAACAUGAAGUGUAUUGAUGAGAGUCAGGCAUAUACAACGUAUACAUCCAAGGGGCAUUUUACACCCCGUCCAGAUACAAAUCACAAUGGAGAGGAACCGACAUCAUUCAGAGGCAACCAUAUUGAUCUAGAUGCCCAUCACCAUAGCAACAGGGCAACCGAACCACAAAUACAGAGAGUAUCAUCUGUCCCGUCAGUUGCUUUGGACAAGUCUGCUGCGACGUCGUCAGGGGAAAAGGUGGACCUGAACUUAUUCCUCGAUAACUUCCUGUCUCUGGUAGACAGAUACUGGAACGGCACAAAGUCACUCCACAGACAUGGAAAAUUCCAAACCCAAGCUCAUACGUUAUUGUCAACACUGAUGAAUGAAGCCACGGUCAAUGUAUCCCAGCCCCAGAGGCAAGAGGUCUCACGAGAGUCAGUAGCUGAGAUCGCAAAGCUCAGACAAGCUUUGCAGGCUAGUCAAGAUCAACUGGAGAAUCAACGUAAUCAGCUGGAUGCUGCACUGGCAGAUAGAGAGCAGCUGCAGAGCAACCUGGAGGCGGUCCAGUCAGAUAGGUUACCCAGUGAUAGAUCAGUCGAUAGUCAGCGAACUGAUAGGGGGUUACGCACAGGUGUUCUUGAGAGAGAUGUCGAGAAGCUUAGUCGAGAAAAUGAGGGCUUAAAACUUGGAGUUAAACAUUUAAGCCAGCUACAGGAGCUUGCCACCAUGCUCCAAGAAAGCCACAAAUCUCUUGUCAACACUAACGACCACCUUCUUCAAGAGUUGGACGAGACCAAACAGCGCCACCUUGAGGAAGUAAAGCAGCUACAUUGGUCGUAUGGAGAGCUGAAACGCACCAUGAACAAUGGAUUUUAAAUCUUCAAAAGGUGUUUUACGGCUGGUUCAAAUA